This is a messenger RNA of Cylindrotheca closterium, 993 nucleotides long. The record is from the annotation of a GenBank genome assembly. Lineage: Eukaryota; Bacillariophyta; Bacillariophyceae; Bacillariales; Bacillariaceae.
AUGCCAUCGCUACUUUAUAGAGAAACUUCAAGCGACGAGGACCAGUACGACGGGCAGACAAUACUUUCGUCCCAUGCUUCUGGAGCAUACAUACCACCACCUGAAGCAUCUCAGGAGCAGUGGGCCAUUUCGCCGCACCCUGGCCUUGUAGCCGAUAGUAUAUUUUCCAUGUCAACUGGAUGUACGGAUAGUAUAUCUUAUCGACAUAUCGAGGAGGCACGGGCAAGUCGUGAUAUAUCUUCUAAACCUGCUGCUUCCAGGGACGGUAAUGUGGCUGCAUACAGCAAGAAUGGAACCGAACACUUACUCUCAAUUGUGGAACCCCCAAGAAAGCUGCUCCCAGUACCACCUGCGCCACUCAAAGCUGCCUAUUCUGACGUUUCUGACUGCGAUUACGAAGCAGAGGACUAUUUGCCAGGAAAUUUCGUGUGCAAGCUAUGCAGUGACGUAAUUGUCGGUGCCUUGUCACUCAAUUGCGGUUGCGCAUCAUCGACUGUAUGUUCGCUUUGCUGGGAAACGAGGGAUCCGGAAACGUUCAAAUCGAAAGAGGCUGUGGAUAAGCUAGGGUAUGUGAUAGUGCAGGAUGGCAAACGAUCCCUGCCAUCGUGUCCAUCUUGUACAGAUAAAAUUGAAUCCAAAAUAAAUUGUCACGCUCUGGACGUGGCGAUUUUCCAGAUUGUGCUGAACUUGCCAGGGAUAGAUGACAAAGUCAGAAGCUUGAAAAAUGCUUACUUUUCUAGGCUCGAAGGCUGGAGAAAUAUCGUCAUCGAACGUAACGAAAACAUAAAACGCCAAGAAGAAAUGCUGCGAGACGAACUAUUGGCCAGGCUUCUUCAAGAAGAGGAAGAACUAUUUUAUGGUGGACAGCAAGUCCAAGAAAAAGCAGUUGCCAGAGAGCAAUAUAAUGGUCUUCUAUUCUGGAGUCAAGCAGCCUUGGCAGUGGUUGUUGCAACACUAGCCUCGAUUGGUUUGAAGGCAGUUGCAAGACGGUGA